CUCAGAAGAGAUAUUCGGUCACGAUGACACCUACAAAGAUUCUGAUCUGCCUCACAUGGUUGUUCUUGUGCAAAAUGGUUGGGAUGACCAAUCUGUCUUCAUCUGGUCGUCAACAGAGACAUUUUGUUUCAGCUCAUGUUGGUGAAAGUAUAACUUUGCAGUGUUUCUAUGACAAGGAGGUACAAAAGAUUCUCUGGUAUAAGCAAACUUUUGGACACAAACCAAGGCUCAUCGUGACCUUCUUCCCAGCUAAUAAAACAAACACUUUUUCUGAUGAAUGCAAGGACAAUUCUCGUUUUACACUGGAUCAUGAAAAUGGCAAAACUCUCUUGAAGGUGUCAGAUUUACAUGUUUCAGACUCAGCUAUUUACAUCUGUGUAUUCGCUUAUCGCUUUGUAUUUGAAUUUAGAGAAGCCCACACUGUGAGUGUGGAGGGUUCAGGGUUGAACAUCAGAGCUCUGGUCCAACAGUCAUCGUCUGAGGAGAUCCAGCCAGGAGGAUCUGUGACCCUCAGCUGUACAGUUCAGACAGGGAUGUGUGAUGGAGAACACUGUGUUUAUUGGUUCAAGGACUCUCAAGAAUCUCACCAAGGAAUCAUUUACACCCAUGGAAACAACAGUGAUCAGUGCGAUGCUCCAACUCACUCCUGUGUCUACAGCCUGUCGAUGGAGAACUUAAAUCUCUCUCAUGCUGGGAUCUACUACUGUGCUGUCGCUACAUGUGGACGCACCGUCUUUGGAGACAGGACCAAACCUGACACUCGUGUCUUGGUGUAUUUCUUGAGUAGCACCUUGGCAUUAACCAUCACCAUGAGCAUUUUACUGGCCUUCUUGUUGUACAUGUUACAUCAACGAAAGAGCUGCAAAUAUGCAGAAACUCCUGCAAGAUUUUCAGCUUCUCCCCCAGUCAACGCAGAGAGUUACAAAAGUGAAGAAAACCUCCAUUAUUCUUCUGUAAGAGCGAAAAAAUCAAACGGACCCAAAAGAAAAAGGAAUGAAACAGAAGACGGAUGUGUCUUCGCAAGUGUGAAGCAGUGAAGACUUCAGCUCUGUCUCUUUUUUGUGUCAUUUAAAGUCUUAUUACUUUACUUUGCUAUAAAUAAUCUCUUCUAAUGGGCAUUUUGAAAGAUUUGAUGUUCAGAUUAUUAUGUUGAAUAAACUGACUAUACAAAACAAGAGCAAACUAUAUGAAUACGGCUGUUUGAAAUUGGUGCAUGUGGAGUGGAUGUAAUAAACAUGAGAAAUGUGGUUUGUGUUAAUUUAACUCAAAGGGUAAUAAA
Solea solea (common sole) is the source of this 1279-nucleotide messenger RNA. RefSeq lists its product as uncharacterized. The record is from RefSeq and is a predicted model, not a curated record. Bases 24 to 1037 code for a protein of 337 amino acids. Gene Ontology annotation, biological process: response to bacterium. NCBI's taxonomy places the organism in Eukaryota, Metazoa, Chordata, Actinopteri, Pleuronectiformes, Soleidae. The transcript has 5 exons.